ACAGCUCAUUGUUGGCAAGUGCCGAUGAGCCUCGCAGAGGAGUGAGGAGCGGCGCUGGGGCUGCGGCAGCGGCAGCGGCAGCGGCAGAGCCCCGCCGUCACGUCAGCCCGGGAGAGGAGGGCAGCGCGCUCUAUGCGGGGUGACUGCUGCUGACUGAUUCCACCGCCACCUUUGAAGGGAAGGAAGAAGGCAGCCGGGAGGUGGGAGAUGGCGGAACACAUGAUGGCCAUGAACCACGGGCGAUUCCCCGACGGCGCCGGCGGGCUCCACCACCACCCCGCGCACCGGCUGGGCAUGGGGCAGUUCGCCGCCCCCCACCACCACCAGCACCAGCAGCAGCAGCCGCACGCCUUCAGCGCCCUGAUGGGAGACCAUAUACAUUACGGAGCGGGCAAUAUGAACGCGAGCGGCGGGGUCCGGCACGCCAUGGGGCCGGGCGGCGUGGGAGGGGGGCACCCGGCCGGCAGCAUGCCGCCCCCCGCCCGCUUCAGCGGCUCCCAGUUCAUGGCCGCCCCCGUGGGCAGCCCGGGAGGGCAGCUGAGCGCCAGCAUGCAGCUGCAGAAGCUCAACAACCAGUACUUCAGCCACCACCCGUACCCGCACGGCCACUACGUGCCGGACUUGCACCCCGGCGGCCACCCGCUGAGCGGCGGCGGACAGCAUUUCAGGGACUGCAACCCCAAGCACGGCGGCGGAGGCAGCGGCUUGCCGCCCGCCGUGCCCCACGUCCCCGCGGCGAUGCUGCCGCCCAAUGUCAUAGACACUGACUUCAUCGACGAGGAGGUCCUCAUGUCCUUAGUCAUCGAAAUGGGGCUGGAUCGCAUCAAGGAGCUGCCCGAGCUGUGGUUGGGACAGAACGAGUUUGACUUCAUGACGGACUUCGUUUGCAAACAGCAGCCCAGCAGGGUGAGCUGCUGAUUCAUUUCCAACAAACAAAGGACUUUCUAGCGGUGCGAGUGAAAACAUUCCCCCCGACGCGGUGUCUCACUUUUCGCUGCCCGAAAAGGUGAGAAUCUGGAAAGCAGAGUAAACUAUGCGCUUGCGUAAACUCUUUUCUUUUUUUUUUUUUCUUUUUUUUUCUUUUUUAAUUGCUGCCACUUUUUAUUUUUGUAGCCUCGACAUUCACGUGUCCUCCCCCCGCCCCCCCCCCCCCCCUCCCAUCCUUCCCCCGUCCCCCCGGGGAUCGUUCCCAUCGAACUGUGCCUUUGGGCGCUGUUUGCCCCCUCCCCUCUCCUCAUUUCCUCGCAGGAACGUGCCCAUCACUCCCACCGUGCUGAACAGAUAGAUGUUAAUCUCGGCGAACUGCUUGAUCUUGGGGAUUUUGGAAACGCCGGUUUCCGAUGACUCGAGCUGCAUUCAAAUUCUGAGGGAACAGGGAAAAAGGCAUUCGUUGGUUGCAUGAACUUUGAAGGGCAGAUACUACUGCACAAAUGCUGCCAUCUUGCUUAAUUUUUAACUAUGCAUCGCAGUGCAGACUAAUAAAUACAUUCUUUUAUUUUGUUUGUCGGAGACGCUAAACUGGAAGCUUAGCAGAUGUGGGCCAAACCUUUCCGGAUCAGAACAAUUAAUACUGUUACUUAAGAGUCUGCUGCCCAUUCCCCCUCCCCCAUAUGUACAGACAAUAAUAUGGUGUGGAUGGAAUGCUGACUAGUGGCAAACAUUUCACAGGUCUUCUUUAUCUCUCUCUAUUUCUUUUUUUUUUUUUUUUAAUUUUUAUUUUAGUUCCGAUUAUUUUCCUGUCUUCAGCAUUUGGACACUGUGCUAAUAUAGUUUAUUCCGUACAUGAAAAGAUACUACUGUGUUGAAAGCUUUUCAGGAAAUUUUGACAGUAUUUUUGUACAAAACAUUUUUUUGAGGAAAAUAUUGUUAAUUUAUUCUAUUUUAAUUUGCCAACGUCAAUAAAAAGUUAAGAAAUGCUUUA
This is a messenger RNA of Gallus gallus (chicken), 1921 nucleotides long. RefSeq names its product Cbp/p300 interacting transactivator with Glu/Asp rich carboxy-terminal domain 2 (gene CITED2). Gene Ontology annotation, cellular component: nucleus. The record is from RefSeq and is marked provisional. Lineage: Eukaryota; Metazoa; Chordata; Aves; Galliformes; Phasianidae. The transcript is spliced from 2 exons. The coding region runs from base 208 to 918 and encodes 236 amino acids. Gene Ontology annotation, biological process: sex determination; left/right pattern formation; regulation of DNA-templated transcription.